AUGCCUCUCCAACUGACUGUGAUCAUCAUCGGGGCGGGCAUCGGUGGCCUGGCUGCUGCAGUAGCACUUCGUCAAGCUGGCCACAAAGUCACCGUGCUGGAAAAGUACAGCAACAAGCGCGAGGUCGGCUUCGCGGUAACGGUAUCCCCCAAUGCAAAUAGGGUGCUACGAAGCCUGGGUGUCGACUUCCAGAGGGCUCGUAUGGUGUACUGCACCGAAGAGGUAAUCAUCCAGGCGGCACCAGCGGCACCAGCACAGCAGCCAUUUCAAGUGCUAUGGCAGUCAUCGUUGGCCAAUCUCGAGAAGGAGUACGGGGCGCCGUGGAUGACGGUACACCGCGUGGACCUGCACAAUUGUCUCCGAGAGCUGGCCACCAGCAAAGAGGGCGCAGGUGUGCCGGUGGAGAUUGUAGAGGGAGUUUCGGUCAUGCAGUUUGACCCGGCGGGCUCGAUUACACGGCAGAAUGGAGAGGUGUCAAGGGCAGAUUUCAUCGUGGCGGCGGACGGCGUGAAGUCGAAAGCCCACCAGGUCAUUGUGGAAGAUGGAGAAGAGAGACCUGCGAAGCGGAGCGGAAUCAGCAAUGUGCGGGUGUGCGUGCCAACUCAGGCACUGCUGGAGGACCAGGAAUUACGGGAGUACUUGGAGCUGGCCCCCAAUGGAACCUCUGUGACAUUUGGGACACGACGAGAUCGCAUGAUUCUGCGAUAUCCAUGUCGGGACAACCUCGAGCAAAACUUUGGCUUCUACGCCGCCGACAACGCCAACGAGCUUGCCGCCAACGAGCAGAAAUGGAAAACGCAGACGUGCAAACAAAUCGCCCUCGACCGCAUCCAGAGCCUGCACCCUUCUCUCCUCAAACUGCUCGACUGCUGCAAUGAAGACGACAUGUACCUCUGGAAAGUGAUGGACCGUGACCCUCUGCCUACCUACCACAAGGACCACCUGAUCGUGCUCGGCGACGCUGCGCACCCCAUGCUGCCGACCCUGGGCAACGGUGCGGGCAUGGCGAUCGAGGAUGCAGGAGCCUUAGGGGUGGUCAUGGAGGGAGUCAAGGACGUGGGCGAGGUGACGGGACGGUUACAGGUGUGGGAUCGCCUUCGUAGACCGAGGGCGAGUGCAGUGCAGCUGUUGAGUCGUACGAUCGGAGUCGAGUAUGAGCUCAGUGGGGAGACGCGGAAGAUGGUCAGAGAUUAUCUGGCGGAGGAGGAACUGCCGGACUUUGGGCGAGCGUGUGUGAAUCGGCUGUUGUUUAAUUACGAUUGCCUAGGGGAGACGAGGAGGGUGGUGUCGGUGUAG
Capronia epimyces CBS 606.96 is the source of this 1296-nucleotide messenger RNA. RefSeq lists its product as uncharacterized. NCBI's taxonomy places the organism in Eukaryota, Fungi, Ascomycota, Eurotiomycetes, Chaetothyriales, Herpotrichiellaceae. Gene Ontology annotation, molecular function: FAD binding; monooxygenase activity. The record is from RefSeq and is a predicted model, not a curated record. The transcript is spliced from 2 exons. Bases 1 to 1296 code for a protein of 431 amino acids.